Molecule: messenger RNA, 411 nt
Organism: Blepharisma stoltei
Lineage: Eukaryota; Ciliophora; Heterotrichea; Heterotrichida; Blepharismidae
Source: the annotation of a GenBank genome assembly
AUGAAUGAUUUUGCAAAAGAGCUCAAUUUAGAAAACACUGUUUUUAAAAACCCACACGGGCUGUCUAUUAAACCAAAUUUUUCUACGGUAAGAGAUGUUUGUAAAUUAGCUGCGUUUUCAUUGAAAAAUCAAUUUUUUUGCUUAAUUGUAAAUACGCAAAGCUACAGUUGUAUAAUUGAAAAUCCAAAUGGAAAUAGAAGCAUUACUUGGAAAACUACAAAUAAAUUAUUAGGAAAAGGAUUUGACGGGAUUAAAACAGGGCAUACAAUUAAAGCUGGGCCGUGCUUGUGUGUAAGAACAAAUAGCUCGAAUCCGCAGCUUAUUGUGACUGUUCUUGGAUGUAAAUCUUACGAAAGUAGGUGGGUUGAAGUACCUAAAAUCGCAAGCUGGGCCCAAAAACGAUUUUUAUAG